This is a messenger RNA of Prorocentrum cordatum, 540 nucleotides long. The record is from the annotation of a GenBank genome assembly. Lineage: Eukaryota; Dinophyceae; Prorocentrales; Prorocentraceae.
AGGGCUCCGCGCAACCCGCCUCCCCGGCGCCCCCCCGAAACACGGAACGUGCAGUCAGGGGCGCCUGGGGCCCAUGGAGGCCGAGGAGCUGAGAGCUCUCUUGGAGGCUGCCACCCGCGAGAUCCACGCCAUCUCCCGCUCGCUCCCGGAGGACGCCAGCGCGGCGGGCCAGGCCGCGGCGGAGCUGGCGGAGGCCCGGCAGGCGUUGUCCGAGGCCGCGGGCCUGUGCGCCCAGGCCAGCCCCUCCAGUGAGCCAGCGUGCGAGGACCUGCGCGGGGCGCUGGCGCUGCGGGCCAGCGCCGUGCGCGGGUGCCAGGAGGCGGAGGGGGAGCUCGCGGCGCUGCAGCAGGAGCACGCGAGGUGGCUCCAGAAGCUGCACCUCGUCGAGGGCAGGCGGGAGCAGGGCCACGAGCAGCUGCAGUCCUCGGCCAAGCGGCUGGACGAAGAGCGGGCCGCCGCCGUGGAGAGCUGCAAGGCACUCGAGAUCGAGGUGCAGCAGUUGCGCGAAAACCUCUCGGCCAAGAGCAGGCAGCUCGAGGA